This is a messenger RNA of Cydia strobilella, 430 nucleotides long. RefSeq lists its product as uncharacterized. The record is from RefSeq and is a predicted model, not a curated record. The transcript has 3 exons. The coding region runs from base 37 to 420 and encodes 127 amino acids. NCBI's taxonomy places the organism in Eukaryota, Metazoa, Arthropoda, Insecta, Lepidoptera, Tortricidae.
AGUAGCGUAUAUUGAAGGAUUUCUUAAAAAAGCAAAAUGAAUACCCUAUUCUGUUUAUUGGCACUGGCCGUGAUCGCUCAGAGCGCUGUUUUGGUGGAUAAGCAGGAUAAGAGCGCGGCGGCACGGAACAACAUUAACAUCGGCGGUAUUUACCCCGGCGACCGGCUGCUUUCCAGAUCGUACGUAUACAAACCCGCAGUAGCCAACACCAUACAGUUCGAAAACUUCGUCUACCGAGAGUACCGAGGCGACACCAGGACCAGGAUAUCAGCCAUCUAUGUCACACAACAGGGCUACUACAAGCAAUGUUCUAGCACUUGGAUCAGAAGUGGCGGUCUGGGCUAUCCCGAUGUGACCAUAAGUUUCCAGUCUUUGAGGGGUUAUGGGUAUUAUUAUAUGAUCGAUAUUUGGGGUCGAUAGAUCUAUAUUU